AUGGCGAGCAAUCUUAUAAUAAAUGAAUUUAUGACGUUCAUUCAGAACAAGAUCGACUGUCUCGAUGAGUUAUCCAUAGUGCAAAUUUGUGUAUCUAGUUUUUCUGACGGUGAGAUUGAAACCGGCAAAAACGUUCUUUUUGAAAACACGGGAGGAAUAACUAGAAAUAUCCAAAGAAAGGGAGAGGACAAGAACAAGAAGAAUAUUAAGGAUGUCAUUAAGAGACUAAAAGAAACAGACCCGACGCUGCAACCAAUAUUUGUUGCAAAGGAUUUAAACCGCCUACCACCUGUUACUUUUGAGCAUGUUGACGUGACUCGGCUACUAAAAGACCUAAGUGCCAUGAAAAGCGAGCUUCAAAAUAUUCGUAGUGGAACUGUCUCGAAAACUGAAUUUACUCAAUUUCAAACGAAAAUCAGCUCGGAUAUAUCUCAGCUUCUGACUUGUACUAAAAAACCUGACCAAAUUACGUCCCCGAAAUCCCGAGAUCCAAGAGUGACACCGAAGAAAAUAAUUUCAACACCGUCUGAUAAGGAUGCAUUGUCGCCUGUACUUGUACCACAACGCAACCGUGCGAGCUCCAUCGAGACCGUGUUCACUCCGACCUAUCGUGAUAUGGUGCAACGUCCGCUGCGGCAGGCGAGUACAAACUUUAUGCAAGCGCGCCGUUCGGGUCACGAUCGCGUGGCAUCGAAAAUUCCACUGACCGCUCGUGAAGCGAAUAUUGCUACCUCCUCCGUCGUCGACGACGAUUUUAAGUUAGUGAUUCGUAAGAAAACUAAGCUUAAAAAUAUGCGUGGCACAUUGCAGAACUCGGCUCGAAUUUUAGUAAGCGAAUCUAAAAGUGCCAUUUACUUGUCUCGGGCUAAAAAGAGUACGACUGACGACGACAUUAAAAACCAUAUUAGAGACAUGAACCAAGAAUGCUACAGCGUUGAAUUGUUGAAACAAAAUCAUGACGUAGAUUUUAAUUCUUAUAAAAUAGUGGUUCCUAGCAGCCAGCUGAGUACCUUCUUGAAUAGUGACUUUUGGCCUAAGGGCUUAGUGUUUCGUCGCUUCAGAGAUCGUAAUGCGCAAAGCGCUGCCGCUACUAACAAUAAAAUUAAUGGAUAG
Messenger RNA from Maniola jurtina (meadow brown), 1113 nucleotides. RefSeq lists its product as uncharacterized. The record is from RefSeq and is a predicted model, not a curated record. Lineage: Eukaryota; Metazoa; Arthropoda; Insecta; Lepidoptera; Nymphalidae. The coding region runs from base 1 to 1113 and encodes 370 amino acids. The transcript has a single exon.